CCUUACCUUGACCACAACGCGCACCUUGGCUUGUUCGCGUGUCUAGAUCCUCACCGCUCGUUCACACGAUCUUGACACAACCAACCCGUUCUGAACCUGGGGGCGGGGGCAAAAAAGAAAAAAUAUGCCUACUUAUAUCCAUCUCGUCCGUCACGCGCAAGGCGUCCACAACCUCUGCGCCGAGAACCAUGCACUCCCCGACCCGGAUCUCACCCCGCUCGGAAAGGAGCAGUGCGCCCAGCUGGCCAAGACGUUCCCCUACCAAGGGCAGCUCACCCACCUCGUGGCCUCGCCGCUCCGGCGCACCAUCUACACCUGCCUGCUGUCCUUCGAGCCGGCCCUGCGGGCGCGAGACUCGUCCCUCGUCCGGAGGACGGUGGUCGCCCUGCCGGACGUGCAGGAGGUGUCGGCGAGCCCGUGCGACACGGGCUCGGACCCGUCCGCGCUGGCGGCCGAGUUCGGGCCCGGCGGGCAGGUCGACCUGUCGCUGGUGGCGCCCGGGUGGAACGUCAAGACGGGCGGCAGCGCCUUCGCGCCCGUCAUGGACCGGCUCGAGGCCCGCGCCCGCCGCGCCCGCGCCUGGCUGCGCGAGCUCGGCCGCCGGUUCGAGGCCGCCCACCCGGGCCGCGACGCCCACGUCGCCGUCGUCACCCACGGCGGCUUCCUCCACUUCCUCACGCAGGACUGGGACGGCAUGAACCCCCAGGCCGGGACGGGCUGGGCGAACACGGAGUGGAGGACCUACGUGUUCGCGGAGGAGCAGGGGCAGGACGGCGCCGGGGGGGACGAGGGGCAGGCGAGGCUGCGGGAGACGGACGCCAGCUGGAGGAGGAGGAGGGGCAGCGCCGCCCCGCUGACUGAGACGGAGCAGAUGGAGCUGAGGUGUGCGGUGGAAGGACGGUUGAGGGAGGAAUGGGGUGGUGGUGGUGGUGAUGGUGAUGAUGAUGAGGAGGAGGAGGAGAAGGCGCAAAAGAAAUGAAUGAGUGAAGGGAAGCGUG
Molecule: messenger RNA, 998 nt
Organism: Thermothelomyces thermophilus ATCC 42464
Lineage: Eukaryota; Fungi; Ascomycota; Sordariomycetes; Sordariales; Chaetomiaceae
Exons: 1
Coding region: 125-979 (284 amino acids)
Cellular component (GO): cytoplasm
Molecular function (GO): phosphatase activity
Source: RefSeq, a predicted model, not a curated record